This is a messenger RNA of Linum trigynum, 7124 nucleotides long. NCBI's taxonomy places the organism in Eukaryota, Viridiplantae, Streptophyta, Magnoliopsida, Malpighiales, Linaceae. The record is from the annotation of a GenBank genome assembly.
UUGUUUUUUCUUUUUGCAUGGUUUGUAUUGUUUGUCAAUCUAGUUUGUAUUGUUUGUACAGUUCAUACGUUUGUAAUGUUUGUAAAUCUGUUUGUAUGUUUUGUCGCUCUAGUUUGUACUGUUCGUAUGUUUGUAUGGUUUUUACUGAUUGUAAAUCCGGUUUGUAUACUUCGUAAUAUUCCAUAAUACCCAAACUAUCCCUAUCAUUAAUUAAAUAGCCCUUCCCACUUUUUAACCAUUGGAUUGAAGUGUCCAGAUCUAAUGGCUAGGAGGGGCUUAGUCAAGUGACUAAGGACCCCCUAGUCAUGGGAUCCGCUCUCGUAUAUUUGGGGCUUGAAAUUAAGCCCCUCCACAAAAAAAAAAAAAAUCACCACUUAACAUGUUAAACUCAUAUAUUUUGUGUACAUUUUUAAAAUUUGAGUUGAAAACGAUGGUAGUAUAGAGUGAUAUCAUAAUGGUAAUAACUAGCGACUAAUGAGUAGUAACGUGUGAUACAAAAUCAAAAAAUAUCUUAAUAUCAACCUCUAAAUCAAUUUCAAUCGAACAAAAAAAAUCUAAUUGCACUCAAAAUUAAAAAAAAAAAACAAAUGUCAAAAUCUAGACCCUUAUAUUCCGUUCAAGUAGGGGUGGGCAAUGGGCGGGUUGGGUGGGUUUUGGUCUCAAAUUGACCCAAUCUUUUACUAGCGAGUUGGAAUAAUUGCGACCCGCAAUCCACCCACAUACUUUUUGUGGGUUGGGUGGGUGGCAGAUGGGUGCGGUUGGGUCGCGGGUCAACCCGCAAAAGCAAUUCUCCAGUUAGCUAUUAAGAAAGUUGACUAACAUUUAUAAUAAGUUCAAAGCAAAUUAGUAAGAUUGUAUCAAUAAUUUGUGAUUUUGAUACAAUUAAUAAUUUAUACUUUGCAUCCCAAUAUUUAAUGGAUAUUAACAAUAAUUUGCAUACCAAAAUCCAAUAUUUAAUGAAUAUUGCACAACACAAUAACCAAUAAUAGUAGUCAAAACUAUUCGUUAUUCUCUACCUUUUGAAGUAUAUGGUCAGACUGUUGUGCAGUUCAAAAAUAUGAUGAAUAUUAGAUACUAUAAGAAACUAUAUUUUACAUGUAAAAAUAGGAUGCAGGUCAUACGGGUGCCCCGCAAUCCACCCACCACCCACCCACAUAACUGCGGGUGAGAGAAUUAUCAAUUCGCAAUCCAUCCAACAUCAAUCACCCACUACAUACGGGUCAGAUUAUUUGCGGGUGUAUUGAUAUCAAUCCGCGAAUUAACCACCCACUUGCCCACCCUAAGUCCAAGGUGUUAUCUGAAUCCUGAGCCCUCAAUCGGGCGCUCGGAAGGAUGUCCAAGCCCGCCACCAUAAGGCUUUCAAAUCUGUAGGCCCAUGCAACUUUCAAAGGAGUCGUAUAAACCAAUAAAAUAAGGAAGCGUCGACCCUCCUACCGCAGCCGACCAUGAUUAUAGGCCCAUUUGGAAAAUAGAAACAUCAAAGCCCAGUAUUUGUUCGGUACCCAUACCGACCCGACCCGCCAAACUGCUCGAUCCAACUCGAUCCUUUACAAAACUGAAAACUCUUUUCAUCUGUUCUUGAUUCUUGAAAUAACUCGUUCUCUGAAGUCUGAACUCGGAAGAAAAUCCCUGGAAACGCUUCUUUACUUCAUUGGAGGUCAUCACAGUUCAGUUCUUUUCCGCUUCCUUCAGGCAAGUUUGAGGUACUAGAAGUUUGAUUUUUCCAGAGUUCUUAAUUUUACUGAGUAAUUGUCGCGUACCUUGUUUCUUUUCUACUGAAGAACUGAGUGAUUUCAUCCUCCUGCGCGAUCAUUGCGUCCGCCGUCGACAUUGCUUUAGGGCGCUUUGAUGAGGACUGAAGUUCAGUCGGCUGGUUACGUCAAUUAAUGGGAAUGGCUGCUUUUUUGUUUUUUUGAUAGAACCCUGCAUUCUCCAUUAACUAGAAAAGUUAUAUAUUCAAAGAAGCAACAUCAACCAAGCUGCACCCACGAAGGGCGUGCUCAGGAGUCUCCAACAAAGGGGCAACCAGGUCCAGCCUUUUUGGAUUUACAUACCAGCCGACUUCCAACAGGUAAAGCAUUUCUGGCUAAUUCUCCAUAGAAAGUGCUUAAUUCUCGGUUGGAUCUUGAAGCUCCACAGCUUUGACCAGGACCGAGUCAUGCUUGGCGAUGUGUUUUUUUUUUCUGACCAUUUGUCUUGAAUUGAUCUAGUACCCUGUAGAGUUUAUAACCUGAUUUAACUGUGUACUCCCCCUCUUGGGGUCAAUGUCCUGAUCCUUUCAUCUUGUUUGAGAGGAUUCUGCAAUGGUGUUUUAGAAAUAUAAGUUUGGUCUUCUUCUGAGAAGAGAGAGCGAAUCGGAUCCUGAUUCCAUGUGCAAUCUUCCCUGUUAAUUAAGUCCGAAACACUUAGACUAGGUUCACCCCCGAUUGGAACUUGAACAGGGCAGAAACCUUCCCUGUUGGGGAUCCAUUUGUCUUUUGAGACCCAUCACCCACCCUCCAUCUUAAACCUUCCUGUAACAAAUCUUUGGCUCCCAUUAAGCUUCUCCACACAAAAGAUUGCAAUGUAGCCUACUUUGGCUUGCAAGAUAACGGUUUGUGGGAAGUAAUGGGCUUUAAGGAUUUUUGCCACCAAGGAACCAGGUCUGGACAUGAUACUCCAGAUCUUUUUGCAAGCAUAGCUUUGUUGAAAGCCUUUUAAGUCCUUCAAACCUAAUCCUCCUUCCUUCUUAUCGUCACACAUUCUGUCCCAACUGACCCAAUGGAUACGAUUUUCCUCCCUUUCUGUCCCCACCAGAAACUUGUUAUAAGACUCUGUCUGGAUCUCAUCCAGAAUACCCUCCGGUAUUAGAAAUACCAUCAUAGGAUAGAGAAUUUUUGCCGGAGCCACUGCGUUAAUAAGAACUUCUUUUCCUGCAUGUGAUAAGGUCCUUGCCUUCCAAUCCUUCAGUUUACUUCUGACCCUUUCCUUAAAACCAGCAAAAAUAAUCUUCUUAGAUCUACCAACCAUCGUAGGAAAACCAAGAUACUUGUAAUGUUUGUCCACCUCUUUUAUCCCAAGGACAUCACAGAUCUCCUUCCUUCGAUGUUCCUGCACUUUCUUACUGAAGGUUAGCUCUGAUUUUGUUAACUUAUUCUGCUGCCCGGAUUCUUCCUCAUAGACUUUCAAUAUUUCCUUAAGUUUCACUCUCUCUUCCCUUGAUGAUCGGGCAAAAACAAUGCUAUCAUCCGCAAAGAGCAGGUGUGAUACUUGCGGUGCUCUCUUGCUAAUCUUGAUCCCGUGUUUUCCAUGUUUACUUCGGAUGACUUCAGUAGAGCAGAGAAACCCGCUGUGCACAGUAGAAACAAAUAGGGUGACAAAGGGUCUCCCUGCCGGAGUCCCCUAGAUGGAGCGAAUUCGCAAGUUCUAUGUCCAUUCACCAUUACAGAAUAAGAUACAGUAGCUAUACACAUCAUGAUCAGCUUUAUCCACCUCUCUUCAAACCCCAUCUUUCGCAUCACUUUCUCAAGGAAACCCCAUUCCACCUUGUCAUAAGCUUUGGCCAUAUCUAGCGUAGCUGAAAAAAACCCUCCUUUUACAUUGCCACAUCUUCUCAUAUAAUUAUAACAUUCAAACGCCAUUAUGAUGUUAUCCGUUAUCAUCCGCCCCAGCACGAAUGCACUAUGUUUCUGAAAUAAUCUUUGGCAGCUUUUCUUGAUUGGCUUUAAUUGCGGGGAAACAUGUCUGGUUCUUCCCGGAGGAAAUUAUCAGUGGUUCCUGCUUGCAUUGCUAUACUUUCUUCUGGUGGUUGCAACUUAAGAGAGUUCUGGAGUUAUUGUUUAUGAACACACUUACACUGGUUUUCUGUGGUGGGAAACUAUUAUCUGCAACUUGAGUAGUCACUACACUUGGAAUUCAGCCUACUUAUGGGGUUUUCAAUAGUAGAUUGCAAGUGAACAUCAUCUGUGUUGAGAAUCAACGUGUUGAAUAGCGCAUGCCUUUGUGGCUGCAUUAGGCAGGUUGGGGAUGUCGAAAGAUUGUGCAAUCGACGAAGGGGGAAUUGAUGUUUUGAUUGACGAUUGGAUUGCGAAAUGGUGUAUGGAAUCACUACUCUAUUAUAUACACUGCCUUGCUCUUUUGCAGCUUCCAUGAAUCUGUUCACUUAAACAGCAUUCAGUUAGUCGAGCUUACUCCAUGCCAUCUAAAGUCUUGAGUGUUUAUGCUACUGCUAUGGUUAUGAAUCUGAUGCAUUUCAUUUAGAAUUGCCGAAUGUAUCCGAUUGCUUACCUGAAAAAUGGGCUUUUAAAGUUAAAUUUGCUGUGGAACCAGAAAUUUGUCUCUCGAGUAUGCUGGGAUCCCUGAACUGCAGUGAACUCGGCUUUUAGGAGCACUCGCACUUGAUAACUAGGAACUUUCUGUUCACCUAUGUAAAGGCAUCCUGAAACGUCUAAAUGUGGCCUUGGGGUUGAAGUAGCUUUUUGAGGUUUUACUGUUAGGAUCUCCAGAAGUCUCGUGUGCUUCUUUGACUAUAUGAUAUAACUGACCCAAAGCAUCCUGCAAAUGUGACAGGUUGUGAUCAAGAAAAUGGAGUCAACAAAUCCUGAAGCAGAAAAGUACAGAGAAUUUAUGGAAAAGGUGGAGCGGACUGUUUACAUCGAUACACUCCCACCACAAGCUAAUGAAUCAGUGCUGAAAACUGGGUUAGAUCAGUUUGGCGAUGUCAAGAAUAUAAGCUUCAUCCCGAACUACAUGGAUCCCAGGAACAGCAUGCGUUGUGCAUUGGUUGAGAUGAAGGACCCUAAUCAGGCAAAAAAUGUCAUCAAAACACUGACUGACUCCCCGUUCAUGAUUGCUGGCAUGCCAAGGCCAGUGAGGGUGCUUCCUGCUGAGCUGGAGAUGUUUGAUGACCGUCCAAGAAAGCCCGGCAGGAAAAUAACAUUCAAGUGGUUGGAAGCAGACCACCCAGACUUGAAGGUCGCGAAAGACAUGAAGCGUGCUGUCGUAAGGCAUGCUACUGAAGCUGCAUUGGCCCAUAAGCAACAUCUGGAGGAAGAAGAGAAGCUGCAUAAACAGCAAGUGGAGAUCCUGAAAGCUAAUUACAAGAAGUAUGAGGUGGUGGAUGGUGUGAUAAGCGAUGGGACAGCUCAGCGUGUGGCGAAGAGAUACGGUAUGAGAGUUGCAGAUGAUUAAUCAGGUCCUCUAAAGUGAUGUAUGCAUACAGUAGUAGUUCCAGUUGAACUUACAGCAGCUUGAGUUAGAAGUUAAAAAGCUUGAUCUUAGGUUAUAAUUUGUAUGAACAGCAGCAGCGGUUUAGGUAAUGAGUAAUGACUGAUCUUGUUCCAGUUAUGCAUACAACAGCAGUACAUACAUAGCAGCAGGCUCAUUACAUACUCAUUACACUCUAAACUAGGGCUGGAGGUUCGGUUAUUGGUUAACCGGUCGGUUAAACUGAUAACCGGCGGUUACCGGUUAACCGGUCGGUUAAACUGAUAACCGGCGGUUACCGGUUAACCGAUAACCGAAAAUUAUAUGCUUCGGUCGGUGGUCGGAGCUCCUAAUAGGUAAUUCGGUUAACCGAGUAACCGAAAACUGGUUAUCCGGUUAACCGAUAAUAACCGAAAAUAACCGACCGACCACCCCCCUCACCAAAACGAUGUGAAAAUACCCGGUUAUGAAGUUUAUAAUUUUAUGUUGUUGAAUUUGAGACAUUAAUUUGGUGAUUUAGAUGUAGAAAUGUAAGUUAGAACCUUUCAUUUUAGGCAAUUCUAAUAAUUUUAUCCGGUUAAAACCAAACCACCAUCAUUUUUUCGGUUAUCUCGGUUAACCAAUCAACUAACCGAUUAUCGACCGGUCGGUUAUUGGUUAACCGAGGCAUUGGCGUCGGUCAAUGUUUGGUAGGGGGAGAUGGUAGUUCGGUUAACCGGUAACCAACCAAUCGGUUAUCGGUUAUAACCGAACCGAACCGAAUCCACCCCUACUCUAAACUAUCAUUGAACAAACAGACAGUAAAUACAUACUUGUGAAAACUCUAAACUAUCAUCUAGUUCAACAAGGGGAACCCUCCUUGUUCACUUUCAUUUUCGUUUCUAGUUUUAUGUUUUAAUGUCAUAAAUUUGACAAUCGAAACGAGAAAAUUUGUUUACUUUUCAUUUCGUUUUCUAUUCGUUUCUAACUAUGAAAACAGAAAGUGGCAACUUCCUGCUGUUUUCGAAAACGACAAAAUGUUGUUUUCACCCGUUUUCAACAUCUGUUUUCUCAAAAACAGGAAUGAAAGUAAACAAAUCUCAUUCAUCAAACUAAAACUUCAUUACUCAUACAAAUGCAUACUUUCUCCACUCGAGAACAACCCUUAACAUUCAUCAAACUAAAAACUCCAUCACUCAUAGAAGCCAAGAUACUUCUCCGCUCGAGAUAAUCUUCUUUCCAUUGCCGCGCUACAACUUUGGAGUCCAACGGGACAUUACUUGGGUUGUUCGAAAUACUUGAACUUGGUGGGAUCAUCCCUGAAUCAUCAUCUUCACCACCAAUUUUAAUCUGCAAAUUGGCGAUCAACUUGUAUAAUUCCGUCUUCUUUGUCAACCAUAUCAGGAACAUAACAGUGAUAACACCAUUCAAACAAGUCACAAUGACCCUGUAAGCCAAAAGAAAGUAGAAAUUAGUUCAUCCUUUCAAAAUCACCAACGACCAGAAUUUGCUUCUCUGUUUUGCAUCAAUCUGUUUAACCAUUUAUGCUACAAUCUUCGCCUAAUUCAUACAAUCUUCUACUUUGAUUUCUAAGCCGAAUUUCUGUUUCCUUGUAGCUACAAUGCUCAGGGCUUGAGGACUUGCGUCGAAGCCGUUGUUCUGGUGAGCAUUAGGGUUAGUCUUGGCUAUCUCUUUCCUUCAAUUUAGGUGUCGCAUAUCAUAAAAUCGGUUCCAACUUCUAACAAUAUAGAGCACACUCAAUUAAAUCGUGACAGUACGAGGCAAAGUUUCAGAUAAGCGCCAUGCAUUGUUUUUAUUCUUCGUAAUAAGGGUAUUUCAAAUAAAGUUCGUACAAUAAUGUUGUAUGCAUGAAUUCUGUUUGUACCAUGCAGCAAUUUGUACGAAAAUAUGUAAAAAUACAAGCUGAAUUUGUACUAUAACGAUAAAGUUCAAAUCCAGUU